AUGAAGACUACAACGCUCGUCGCGGCCGCUACCCUGGCCACCGUGGUCGCCGCCAACCCCAUCGCAUGGACCAAAACCAGCCCUCGUGGCGAGCUCGCCGCUCGCAUGGCUGAGAACGCUCACAUCGCCUCGCGCUCCAUCUCCAACGAUGCUGCCGCCUUCUCCAAGAAGAAGUACGACUACAUCAUCGUCGGUGCCGGUACCGCUGGUCUCGCCCUCGCCGCUCGUCUCUCUGAGAACGGCAAGUACAGCGUCGGUGUCCUCGAGGCCGGUGGAAACGGUUUCGGCGUCGGCAUCAUCGACACCCCUGGUCAGUUCGGCGCUGACCUCGGCACAAUCUUUGAUUGGAACUACACGACUACGGCCCAGAGCAACGGCGUCCCCGCCGUCGGCUGGCCCCGUGGUAAGGUGCUCGGUGGUUCGUCGGCGCUCAACUUUUACGUCUGGGACCGAUCGUCGCGCUACGAGAUUGACGCCUGGGAGCAGCUCGGAAACCCGGGAUGGAACUGGAACAACCUGUACGGUGCCAUGAAGAAGUCGGAAAAGUUCCACGCUCCCUCCCAGCAGAACGCCGACCUGCUCGGCAUCAAGCCCGUCGCCUCGGACUACGGCUCCUCCGGCCCCAUCCAGCUCGCUUUCCCCAACUACAUCUCGCAGCAGGUUCGCCGAUGGAUUCCCGCUCUCCAGGCGCUUGGCAUCCCCAAGAAUGAUCAGCCCCUGGCUGGUGAGAACGUCGGUGUCUCGCAGCAGCCUUCGGACAUCAACCCCUCCAACUACACGCGCUCCUACUCGGCGCCCGCCUACCUCUUCCCCAAUCAGGCGCGCUCCAACCUCGACGUGCUCACCAACGCGCUCGUCUCCAAGGUCAACUUUGCCAACGUCAGCGGCGGUCUUUGCGCCAACGGCGUCUCGUUCACUAGCAACGGCCAGACCUACACUGUCCAGGCCAAGAAGGAGGUCAUCCUCUCUGGUGGUACCGUCAACACCCCUCAGCUGCUCGAGCUUUCGGGUAUCGGCAGCAAGAGCGUUCUGGGCAAGGCGGGCGUCAAGGUGCUCUACGAGAACUCCAACGUCGGUGAGAACAUGCAGGACCACACCUACUCUGCUACCGUCUACAAGCUCAAGCCUGGCUUCCCUACGCUCGACUCGCUGCGCUCCAACCAGACCUUUGCCGCUGAGCAGGCCGCUGCGUACAAGGCCAACCAGACCUCGAUCCUCACCGAGACCGUGCCCUCGAUCUCGUACGUCUCGCUUGCGCGUGUCGUCGGCAAGGCGCGUGCGCAGCAGAUGAUCAACGAGGUUUCGCAGUACGUCUCGUCGUCCAAUGCUCCGUACAAGGCGACGCUCAAGAAGCAGCUCGAGUUCCUCACCUCGUACCCGGACAAGGUGGGCCAGAUGGAGCUGAUCGGCAUUGAUGGCUACUUCGCCGGUACGGGUGCACCCAAGCCGGACGAGACCUACUUUACCAUCCUCGCUGCCAACCAGCAUCUCUUCUCUCGUGGUAACAUCCACAUCACCUCGAGCGAUGCUACCAAGUACCCCAACAUUGCGGCCAACUACUUUGACGUUCCCUUCGAUCUCAAGAUUGCCACCGCCGGGACAGAGUACACGAGACGCAUUGGACUGGGCAAGGUGUACAGCGACAUGGUCGACUCCGAGUACUGGCCUGGCAACGUCGACAUUGAGACGUACACCAAGACCACGUCGGUGACUGAGUACCACCCUAUUGGAACCGCGUCGAUGCUGCCCCGCAACCAGGGCGGUGUGGUCGACUCGAGCCUGCGCGUGUACGGUACCAGGAACCUGCGUGUGGUCGACGCCUCCAUCAUGCCCCUUCACAUCGCCGCCCACAUCCAGGCCACCAUCUAUGGUGUCGCCGAGUUCGCCGCCGACAUCAUCAAGCGCCAGGCUUAA
Messenger RNA from Kalmanozyma brasiliensis GHG001, 1914 nucleotides. RefSeq names its product Glucose-methanol-choline oxidoreductase, N-terminal. The coding region runs from base 1 to 1914 and encodes 637 amino acids. Gene Ontology annotation, molecular function: oxidoreductase activity, acting on CH-OH group of donors; flavin adenine dinucleotide binding. Lineage: Eukaryota; Fungi; Basidiomycota; Ustilaginomycetes; Ustilaginales. The record is from RefSeq and is a predicted model, not a curated record. The transcript has a single exon.